This is a messenger RNA of Alternaria infectoria, 1896 nucleotides long. RefSeq lists its product as uncharacterized. The coding region runs from base 1 to 1896 and encodes 631 amino acids. Gene Ontology annotation, biological process: carbohydrate metabolic process. The transcript has 4 exons. NCBI's taxonomy places the organism in Eukaryota, Fungi, Ascomycota, Dothideomycetes, Pleosporales, Pleosporaceae. The record is from RefSeq and is a predicted model, not a curated record.
AUGAGGUUCUUCAACUCUCUAGUCAGCUUCGCGGCUGUCGUACCUGUCGCGCUCGCAUCGAUACCUUACUCGCAAUACAUCCUCGCGCCCAAAUCACGAACCCUCCAUCCCAUCUCCGUACACAGCACUAACGGCUCCGUCACCCACCCCGAGAGCCUUACCAGCGCGAAUGGCAGUUCCGUCUUCACCGGCGAAGCAGCAACAGCGUACGACUUCGGCAUCAACAUCGCGGGGCUCGUCACCGUAACAAUCGGCUCUGUUAACUCGUCCUCCGAAUACAUCGGCGUCACCUUCUCCGAAAGUUCGUUAUGGGUCAGCAACCGGAGCAGCGACGCGACGGCCGAUGCAGGAAAGGACGAGACGCUCUGGUUCCAUGUUAAUGGUACUGGGCGGUAUACAGCGCCGAAGGAGAAGGUGAGGGAUGAGCUGCUCAAUCGCGUAUGGUAUGCCGGAGCGUACACGAACCAGAUCUGUACGAUUGAACCAGACACCGGCAAUGCGCUUGUUCAUCUGCGCGAAGAAGGUUUCUCGAGUGAGGACGACCAGUCGCCGGUUAAUGUUACUUGGUAUAACAACUAUACCAUUACCAGUGGCAAGAGUGCGCUGGUUGAUGGUGCAAAGAGGGAUAGACUUGUUUGGGCUGGCGACAUGGCGAUAGCAGUCCCCGGUGUCGUGGUAUCGACAAACGAUGUCAUUUCCAUUGAGAAUGCAUUGGACUCGCUCUUCGAGGUACAGAACGCGACGAAUGGUCUACUCCCAUAUGCCGGAAGGCCUUUCCCUCCCCAGGCGAUAUCGUUCACGUACCACCUAUACACUCUGAUCGGUGUCGCUGACCACUUCCUCUACACUGGCGACAUGGACUACCUCAAAUCUCUAUGGGACAAAUACAAAUUUGCCCUCUCCUUCUCCCUCUCCAACAUCGACUCCAGCGGCCUCAUGAACGUAACUGCGCCCAACGACUGGCUCCGCUUCGGCAUGGGCGGCCACAAUAUCGAAGCAAACGCCAUCCUGUACUACACCAUCAAUCAGGGCAUCUACCUCGCCUCAGCUUUGAACGACACAGCCAACAUUUCUUCCUGGCAAGAAACAGCUGAUGGUAUCAAGACCGCCGCCAAUGAACUUCUCUGGGAUGAGCAAGAGGGCAUGUACCGCGACAACGAAACCACAACGCUCAUGCCCCAGGACGGAAACGCCUGGGCCGUCGUCGCAAACCUCACAGUGAACAGCACACAGACGAGUAUGAUCUCACAGAAUUUGGUCUCGCGAUGGACGCCGUACGGUGCCCCUGCCCCCGAAGCCGCAGACGCCAUCUCACCCUUCAUCUCCGGCUUUGAACUGCAAUCCCACUUCCUCGCACAGAACACAACCGCUGCGUUGGAGUUGAUGCGUCUACAAUGGGGCUUCAUGCUCGACGACCCUCGCAUGACAAACUCAACCUUCAUCGAAGGAUACAGCACGACUGGCGAACUCCACUACGCGCCCUACAACAACGACGCACGCAUCAGCCACGCCCACGGAUGGGCAACAGGACCGACAUCCAGCCUCACACAAUAUGUCGCCGGUGUACAGUUACUCACUGCUGGCGGAGCAACAUGGCGUAUUGCGCCUUCGCUCGGCGAUCUCAAGUUUGCGGAUGCGGGCUUCAGGACGAGUUUGGGUUUCUUUGGCGCCAGGACACAGGUGUUGGAUGGUAGCAUAAUGUUGGACUUUGAGGCGCCGGAGGGGACGGUGGGAGAGGUUAGGAUGCCGGUGAUGGAAUGUGCGGGACGGGUGGUCAUGAGUGGAAUGGAGGGGCUGAGUGGGGAUGUUGUUGUUGAGGUUAUGGCUGGGCAGGGGGAUGUGGAUGUCAAGGAUGUCAAGGGUGGGAGGUGGACGGCUACGUUUAGGUGUACUUGA